Molecule: messenger RNA, 555 nt
Organism: Meloidogyne enterolobii
Lineage: Eukaryota; Metazoa; Nematoda; Chromadorea; Rhabditida; Meloidogynidae
Source: the annotation of a GenBank genome assembly
CUUUCCAGUUAUCGUGAAUUUUGUAUUUCUUUUUUUCCCAAUCAGCUGUUAGCGUGUGAUUCAUUGAAUAAAUUAAAUAAUAAUUCUAUUUUAGUGACAUUAUCCUUUAUUUUCGGUCUUAUUUACAUUUAUUAGCUGAUGGUUGAUUCUACUAUGGUUUCUGAUUUAAAUCAAGAGGAGGUGAACGAUAUUUGCAUCAAGGCUCUUCAGGAUCAAAUUCGCUCCCCCUCUUACCAACACACUGAAGCUGUUAAAUGGAAUCAAAAUGUAGUUGAGACCGUUACAGAAAGCCUUGUCCGCUUAGGAUAUCCUUACAAAUAUUGUGUUUGCUGCGUUAUCAUGCAAGCUGGAUUGGGCGCUGGCCUGAAUAUUGCUAGCAUGUGUUUUUGGGACAAGCAAAUCGAUGUUACCUUUGUUGUCAGAUGGGAGAGUAAAGCUGUGAUUGCAGUUUGUAACGUGUUCGCCUUGCGUCUUGACAAUUUGCCACCUCAGAUUAUGAAGAGUGAUGUUGAGGAGAACUGCGACGGACAUGUCAACACAAAUGGAGGCUCUUGA